This is a messenger RNA of Dromaius novaehollandiae (emu), 3583 nucleotides long. It is a transcript of the gene DEPDC4, whose product is annotated as DEP domain containing 4. Lineage: Eukaryota; Metazoa; Chordata; Aves; Casuariiformes; Dromaiidae. Gene Ontology annotation, biological process: intracellular signal transduction. The record is from RefSeq and is a predicted model, not a curated record. The transcript has 9 exons. The coding region runs from base 77 to 1705 and encodes 542 amino acids.
GGGACCGGCGUUCGGCAGGAAGUUACGUAGCGCCGCUGCUUCCGCCAGCCGGGCUGGCCGAGGCGGGGCUGCGGUUAUGGCGGUUUAUUUGACUCCGCGCUUCAGGCGGCUCCGGAGCCAGAGCGAGCUGGAGCCGCAGCGGCGAGAUUGUGCUGGUCCUUUUCAAGCAACUCAGUUGUGGAAUAGUAUUAUUCAUGCUCUUCAGAGUCAGGUGGAAAUCAAAAGACGUAGACUACAUCUAAAAACGUAUAAAAACUGUUUCACUGGCUCAAAUGCUGUUGAUGUAGUACUGAGUCAUCUUAUGCAAAGCAUGUACCUGAGCUGUAAUGAUAUUUCUCGGCUGAAGGGAGUCCGUGUAUGCCAAGCACUGAUGGAUCACAAGGUGUUUGAGCCAGUUGGAGCAAAACUUCACCUAUUCAAGAAUGAAAAAGAACCAGAGUUUGAAGACACAAGCAGUAGUCUCUAUAAAUUUGUGAACAGCAAUAUUACUCCUCUUCUUUUGAAAAAGAAUAAUGACAGUGAGAGCUUGUCCCCUGAGCAAAUUUAUGGACAGAAGACAAAAAGACAUUUGAAGGUGAAGUGUGAAACAACCCAUUCAAACCCCUUAGCAUUAGAAGCAGCUGAUAAAAAGAGGAUAGAGGAGCUACUUCAAUCAAUAAAUGUUCAUCCAUCUUUGCCUCCAAAGAUCAGGGUUAAUGAACCAACUCAACUGAUUUCAAAAAGAGUAAUAGAUGAUGUCUGGAAACAGCACACACUGCUUCGACUACUGCAAUUAAUUGAUGUUCCAGUUCUAGAAAAUAUUUUGGUAUCUUCAGUAAAGAGAAAAACAGACUGUUUUGGCAGAGAAGAAGACCUGAUUAUCUCAAAUACUUUCCUGGACAGAGGGGUUAUGUGCAGCCUAAACUUGCCUGAGCUUGACAAAUGGCUCUAUGCUGCAAUUGAAUGCUUGGAGUAUUUCCCAGACCAAUUCAUAGUGAUGGUUAGUCAGCAGUUACCUCAAAGCAAUAACAAACCAAGCAAUCUGAAUACUCACAAGAAGAUUCUUUUUGACAUUAUAAUUAAAUAUUAUAGUCAAAAGAAGGACUCCCUUCUUGCCACUCAAGAUCUCGAUAUUCAUGCAGGAAUUAUAGAACUUCUAGAAAAAGGAAAAACAGAACAAGCUCUAGAGGCAUCACAACUCUAUAUAAGAUUAUUAGCACCAAAUAUUCGAGAAGAACUGCAUAGACUGCUGACAUUUAUAGCCAUUGCAUCAGAAUCUGAGGGCUACAAAUUACAAAAACAAUUUGAUAACAGAUCAGUGAUCAUCAAGACUUGUACGAAGUUCAUUUUACAGAACAAGACACUGUCAAAAUCACAGGCAGAACUGCUGAUUCAGUUUCUGAUGGACAAUCACUCUGACCUCUUCAAGACUCCUUUAACUCUUCUGGAACUAACUAGUAGGAGGCUGGAAAGCUUGCUGGAAGGACAAGAUGCAGAUAUCAAUUCAGGCUUCACCUUCUGUCAGCGUUUGACAUCUAAAGAAUAUGAAGACCAAAAACAACAAACAAAUCAGUAUCUUCUGGCAUUGGUUCAAGAAAUGGACAAUAAUCCCACUAUUCCUUUGAAGCAGAAGAAGAAACUAAUUAAAGAGUUCCGGAAAUACCAUUUUCUCGUCUUUUGUAGUGGCUGUAAAACUAAAUGUGAAUAUUGCACUGUAAAUGGUUAGUCAUCAGUGCACUUUUUUUUUUAAUAAGGAGGAAAUAUAUAUGAAAAUUGCUCAUGAUUAUUACUUCUAGGUACAAACUACGUUCUGCUUAUAUCUUUAAAUCAUCAGUUGCAGGAAACUAUCAAAAUUACUGUGCAGUAAAAAAGUAUUAAUACUAAUUAAUGAAUCUUUUGAGCAAAAAGUACUUUUAUGCAUCCAUCUAGUUAGUCAAUAAUGGCACGCAGCUUGUGCUGCUUUUAGUUCAGCGUUUGGCACUUUUUUUCCUUCUGUCCUGGCAUGGCUUUCUAGCUGAGCUAAGUCUACAUUCAGAGCCACGCUUGGGUUGCUAACCUUUUAUCUCUAGUUCACAAUGGAAUCACGUGAUUCUCAUGACUCCUUUACAUAUUGUAGAAGUGUACAAAGAAUGUCAAAAGUGUUAUGUAAGCUGCUUUUUAUUCAGUAGCAGGCAAGACGCAUGUGAGGGGAGCUGUGUAUGCUUGCAAUCAGUAAUUAUAGCCUGUUAUUACUUCCCCACUGUGACAGACUGAGCUGCUGCUAAUUAGGCAGUUCCAUAAGAGCAAGUCAAAAAAGACAUUUUGGAAAAAAAACUCGAGAAAUCAUAGUCUUGUUUUCGGUCUUCUGGUCUUCAUGACCAAACUAUUUCAACAUGAGGAAACUUUGAUAGGUCUCCAGACCUGACAGUUAUUUGCCAUGAACACGAUGAUAAGGUUUAUGGAUUCACAGUGCGUGGGGCAAAGCUAGUAAGUUCAAACUACGUCAGCCUGUAUCUUGACACAUUGGUGAUAAGUGAACAUUGACAAGGAAGUGUUGAUUCAAAUCAUGAAAUAAAUAUACAAUAUAACGUUAUGGAGACUUUAAUUAUUUGUUACAUUCAUCACGGAAGACAUUUGAUCAUUUAUAGGACAUAGAAUUGUAGAAUCAUUGAGAUUGUUAGGAACCUCCAGAGAUUGUAUAGUCUAACCCCCAGCUCAAAGCAGGGUCAGCUAGUGCAUGUUCUUUGGUACUGUGUCCAGUAGGGUUUCGAGUGUUUUCAGGGAUAAAGACACCACAACCUCUCUGGGCAAUCUGGUCCAUUCUCUUGGCUUUAAGGCUUUGACCUCUCACAGUAAAAGUGGUGGUGGGGGGGGGGGGUUCAUUUGUUUGUUUUUCCUCUUGUGUUUAAGUGGAAUUUCCUGUAUUUCAGCUAGGGCACUUGUCUUUUCACGGGAUAUUGCUGAGAACAGUUGCUCUGUCUUUUACUUCCUCCCAUCAGAUAUUUAUAUAUGUACGAAAAGAUCCCCCUGAACCUUCUCUUGAGACUAAGCAAUCCCAGCUCCCUCAACCUGUCCUUGUAUGACAGCUGUUCCAGUCUCUUAAUCAUUUUGUGGCCUUUGCUGGACUCACUUCAGUAUGUGUAUUUCUAAUUAUGCUCCUGUAGGUAUCUACAUCUUGAGCUGGUCUUCAAAUACAUGGUCAAAUUACCAGAAUACCAAAGAUUUCUGAAAACAAGUGCUGUUUUCUGUUCCUUUACAAGUAAAAAUGAUUCCCAUUUUCAGCUGUAAUUGACUGUGGCUACAGGUAAUAGACAGUGCUAGCUUGCAUAUCUUAAAUAGCCUUGAUAAAUGAUUUAGCCCUGCUAGAAGUCAGGUGGCAUACCUGAAAUCUCUGUCCACCUGCCUGCUCAUACACUUGUUAUUUAACAGUGCCUGUCCAGUGUCCCAAAAUACUGAAGUUGGUAACAAGGAGAGAUAAUGUGAUAAUCUUCAGGGUAGACGAAGUGGGAAUGGCUGUAGAAAAUCUGUAUUUUUUUCUUUUAAUUUCUUGAACUUUGCAACUUGAUUGGAAUUUUAUUGUGUUAAUUAAAUAAUGGAUAAUAAAACAUGACAUAAGAACGGUGAA